GGGCGGAGCCGAGGAUGCGGGGGACCAACCAAACCUCGCGGGAGCGAGACGGAGUUUGCGCGGAGGCUGCUGGGAGCCGGGAAGGUCGAGUGGCCUUCUGGGAAUUGUAGUGCCGUGGUCCUCUGCCGGCGUUGAGUGAGAUGGCGGCCCGUGCCGUUGUGGAACCGUUGCAGCAGCACCAGCACCAGCAGAGAGGGGAGGAGAAUGGCUGCGGAAACAGCCCUAGUCCUGGGGACUCGUGUGAGGAACAGGCCAACACGCCGUACCUGCAUGCCCGCCGCAAGCUAGAGAACCUCCUCAAUAAGAGCAUGCGCAUCCAUAUGACGGACGGGCGGACCCUCGUGGGCUGCUUCUUGUGCACAGAUCGAGAUUGCAACGUGAUCCUUGGCUCUGCCCAAGAGUACCUCAAACCCACUGACUCCUUCUCAGCCGGGGAGCCCCGAGUCUUGGGCCUGGCGAUGGUUCCAGGGCAUCACAUUGUCUCCAUUGAGGUUGAGCUGGAGAGUCUGGCCUCCUUGCAUUACCUCUGAUGCAGCACUAGAGGGCAGCAUCUUCCCAACGGUUGGCUAAAAGGGGGAAAACAGUAAAAAGGACUCGUGCCCUUUGCGGGCAAGAAUAGGUUUCCCCUGCUUUCUGGACUAGACUCUGGUUUUGGCCAAGGACAUUGAGGAAUGGAAGCUUUCCUGCACAGCUGGACUGAAGUGGUGCACGCAUUGGAAAGUAGGAUGCCCCCAUGUCCAGGGCUUGGGAAGUGACGGACUUCUAGAAGUGUUUUUUUUUUUUGUCGGAUGUUUGUUAAAUCUGGAAAAAUCCCAUUACUGUUGUUCUGAGUUGUUUGUGGUUUAGUUUUGGUUUGCUUUUAUGAGCAGCACAGGAACGACUGUUUUGGCCUUGCCAGGAUCACCAAUGAGUGGAGGCUUUAAGUCCCCCUCCCCCCCCUGCAGUCAAGAUUGCUGUUCCUGUGCUGUGAGAGGAGAUGACUGAGGAGGGCAGCACCCUCUUUCUCUGGCGACAGCAGUCGCUGCAGGCCCCUGAGCUGCUUUGGGAAGCAGGAGGGCUCACACUGCAGCUCAGCAAGCAGCGAGGCGUGGGCUGCGGCCUUACACUGAAUCGGACCAUUGCCAUUCACCUAGCUGAGUACUGUCUGCACUGACUGUCGGCGGCUCUCCAGGGUUUCAGACAGAGGAUGUUCCCAGUCCUACCUGGAGAUGCCACUGGAGAUUGAACCUGGGACCUUCUGUGGGCAAAGCAGGUGCUUGUACCACUGACCUAUGAUGUCCUUCCCCCAUGGAUAGGCAGUGGUGCUUGAAUGAUGGAGACCUCCCUUUCCUCACUCACCUGGGCCCUGCAUCUUCCUCUCCCAUUCCCUGGUCUAUUAAAAGGAAGAAACCUGUGGCCCUCCAGAUGACACGUUACAGUUCCCAUCAUCCCUGAUUGAUGGCUGAAAUGGGUGGGAUUUGGAGUCCCAGCAUCUGGAGGGCACCAGGUUCCCCAUUAUUGCUUUACAACUUCUCCAGAUCUGCUCCUCACUAGACCCCAGAUGCAUCUCUGAAGGGCACUAAAUAUUCCAGAAACUGAGUCCGCCUUAAUUCUCCCUUCCCAGUGUUCUUCAACCUUGAGUCCCCAGAUGUUUCAUAGAUUAUCUUCUUUACAUUUCAUAGGAUAGUAGAGUUGGAUGGGGCCUACAAGGCCAUCAAGUCCAACCCCCUGCUCAGUGCAGGAAUCCAAAUCAAAGCAUUCCCGACAGAUGGCUGUCCAGCUGCCUCUUGGAGGCCUCCAGUGUUGGAGAGCCCACUACCUCUCUAGGUCAUUGGUUCCAUUGUCGUAUGGCUCUGACAGUUAGGAAGUUUUUCCUGAUGUCCAGUCGAAAUCUGGCUUCCUGCAACUUGAGCCCAUUAUUCCAUGUCCUGCACUCUGGGACGAUCGAGAAGAGAUCCCAGCCCUCCUCUAUGUGACAACCUUUCAUGUACUUGAAGAGUGCUAUCCUAUCUCCCCUCAGUCUUCUCUUCUCCAGGCUAAACAUGCCCAGUUCUUUCAGUCUCUCCUCAUAGGGCUUUGUUUCCAGUCCCCUGAUCAUCCUUGUUGCCCUCCUCUGAACCCAUUCCAGUUUGUCUGCAUCCUUCUUGAAGUGCAGAGACCAGAACUGGACACAGUACUCAAGAUGAGGCCUAACCAGUGCUGAAUAGAGGGGAACUAGUACUUCACGCGAUUUGGAAACUAUACUUCUGUUAAUGCAGCCCAAUAUAGCAUUUGCCUUUUUUGCAGCCACAUCACACUGUUGGCUCAUAUUCAGCUUGUGAUCAAUGACAAUUCCAAGAUCCUUCUCACAUGUCGUACUGCUGAGCCAAGUAUCCCCCAUCUUAUAACUGUGCAUUUGGUUUCUUUUUCCUAAGUGUAGAACUUUGCACUUAUCCCUGUUGAAUUUCAUUCUGUUGUUUUCAGCCCAAUGCUCCAGCCCAUCAAGGUCCCUUUGAAUUUUGUUUCUGUCUUCCAUAUUAUUAGCUGUGCCCCCCACUCCCAUGAUCCCUGACCAUUGGCCAUGCUGUCUGGGGAUGAUGGGAGUUGCAGUCCACCAGCAUCUGGGGACCCAAGGUUGAAGAUGUAGGAAAUACCCAUCACAUAUUUUCAGCCCUCGCUGAGAACUAUUAAGAGCUCCAGUGAAGAUUUAGCAACAGCCACCAGAUAGUAAGCUGUGUGUCUGCAGCUGAUUUGAUCCCCCACUGUUCCUUUAAAAGCAAAAGGACAGAGCCAGCAAGUGUAGUGAAUAGCAGCGGUAAAGCACACCAAAAGAUGCCAAGUAUAAUCUUAAAACCUCAAAGAAGUGCCUGUCAAAGGUUCAUUUCAGCCAUUAUAAGUUCAUUUUCAAGAGGGCUGUAGAAGGAUAGUCAGACUCAGGACCUAUGCCUAUUCUUUUGGAUUUUCUAAAACGCAUGCCUACCCCUUGAACAAGAAAAACUGCAUUUUGUAAUCUGUAUGGAUUAUUUGCAGAAUUAUGCCUUUGUUAGUUACAUGGAGUGGGAGAGAGGGGAAGAGAGCCAGGGAGACAAAGCACAGAAGCCCCCGGCCCUUGGCAGCAUGACUCGUCCUUCCUCCAGCUUCUAAAGGUUCACUAUGUCAUUUUCCCCAUAUGCUUUCAAACCAUGAGGGCUAGAAACGGCCUGCUACAGAACCAGUGGGUGGAAUCUAGCAGCCAAAGAAUGCGUUCUUCAAGGGGCUGGGGGAGAGCUGCAGAAUUCACACAGCCCUGCUGACAAUCUGGGUAUUAAAUUUACUAUCUGGGCCCAGAAACAUGCAAGGCGCCAUCUUGACUGCAAUGACUAACAUUUUUACGCAGAGAGUCUUUGCCAAGACGUUCCUGGGAAGAACAGGAUUUACUUCCCAUCUGACCUGUGUGGCUGUUCCAUCAGCGGCGGAACAGUGCAGGAAAUGGUAUCUAUAGAUAGACGGGGGCCUGUCUUCUUUGGCUCCUCUUUGCCCCCACAUUACAAUGGGGAGCUUGUAUGAGCCAACAACCGUAUUAUCUUAUCCAAGGUUCCUUCCUCCCCAGAAUGUGGAGUUUCCAUCUAAACUGCUUGGCGCCCAGGGCUGACUCAGUUCUUCCUUAUCCUGUUUGGAACAGGAUAUUCCCCUCUCCAGCCCAGCAGCAAGAGUGAUAACCUUUCUGCAGGUUGUCUGUGUCCCUGUGUGCCUUUGCUAGCUGUGCAACAGGCUGAAAUUCAGCCAGUGCAACUUUCCCUCUCGCUGCAUCUCCAUGCCAAGAAAAACUUCACUGGUUGAAUUUCUCUCUUCUAGGACAGAUGCAAAGGGCAAUGGGAAGAAGGUGUCGGCUCUCUUCUGAAUCAAGAUUAGGCAAACUGGCUUCUCUUAGGGGCGUGUAUGUGUCUCCCUGUAGCUGCUACAACACAGCCUUUUUAACGAGCAAACUCUUUUUAUAGUCGUUAUUUCUCAAAGGUAAGCUCCAGUUCUAACCCUUUCACAGAGAAGUUGGAAGAGAACAUUUGCCCCAAAGGGAUCUCUGACACAGAUCAGCUCAGUUGCACCCAGAUCACCAACACUCAGAGCCCACUACCCAAUCCUCAACUCCAAGGAAUGGAUGCUAGCAGCUUAAAAUGGGUGUGAAUAGGAGAGCCCAUGAUCCCAAGCCUUGUUCUGUAAGGCAGGGAGAUGUGGAGGUUGCUGGAUUCCCAACUCCCAUCCUCCCUUGGCCCUGGUGGCUGGGGCUAAUGCGAGUUAGAGUUCUAACAACCUCUGGAGUGCCAGAGAUUCCCCAUGGGUGAACAGAGUAGCAGGCAGGCCUGGUUGUCCAGAUGGAAAGGCAGACCCGGCUGCUAUCUGCUAGCAGUAGUGGAGGAAAGGUUGGGUAGGCUUCAGGGUGGCUGGAUCUGCCCUGGAGGGUGGUGUGUGUGUGUGUGUGUGUGUUUCGCUAGAACUCCAAGGCCCACCAAAGCCAGGUGCGAAAUGGUGGCUUGUGAGGGAACCCAUGCCCUACCGUCCCCAACGAGCCAUAACUGAGAGAGGGUGACAGAGGCUCAUUGGGGAUGGUAGCUGGCUGAUAUAUCAGACAUUUGACUUAACCUGAGAGGCUCAUAUUAUAGAGGAUUUAAAACAUCUAUUGACCAGUUCCAGACCAAUAGACUGGGCAGGACACAUACUUGCAUAUUAUGUUGCGUGGGUUGUCUUCACAACAAUUAAGACCCCAAAGGAGCCUAGUAAUAUGCAGCCAAUAAUUAUUCAUAUUGUCCACUGAAGAACACCUGGUCAAGGCUGAAACGUGUUUGGUUAAUGGUAUAAUUUAGUUGUUUUAAAUUAUGUUUAACGGAGCUAGUUAUUAAAUGUACAUUAAAAUUAUAUUAAUUAUUAUAAUAAAUUAUAUUAAUCAUUUCAAUAACUCAAGCUAGUAUCCCAUGUAGCCCAGUUUUAAAUUUUGUUAGAGACUUCAUCUAAGAUCGUAGUGUGCAUUGUUCUUUUUGCAAAGUCCUCACAAUAGGACUCCUUUGUGAAGUUGGCACAUUCAAAUACUUUAGAGAGUGAGAGGUCGUGUUUGUAGUCUGGAACGCCUGGAAGCACCAGGCUGGCAAAGGCCGCACUGGGAUAAUGUGGAUAGUCAAGCACAGAGUUACAUCUGAGUGAUUGCAGAUCUGCUGUUCUAACACACAGGUCAGUUGUGGCCACAAUGUGUUUCAAGGGUAGUCAGAGCAGGCCUCUUCCUGCACCGUCCUAACCUUUGUGGGGAAAUUGCCUUGUCAAGGAUGUGCCUUUCCAAAUGAAAAAGGGCUUGUGUAACCAGUUCCUCUUUCCCAGCAAGUGACAUCCUGCCUUUAAUUCCCCCCUCUCAAAAAGCAAGCACAGAUUUAACCACCAUGGAAGUUCUGUUGCAAACAAGAUUCCUACUUAAAUUCUGUAUAUCAGUUUGCCGAAAUUGGGUUGAAUUUAAUGGGGAUCUGACCAUAUCUUGAGCUUUUUCAGAACAAGGCAAGCACAAGGGCCUUUCGCUCAUUUUCUACAAGGUGAUCUCUCUUUUCCCCCCUCACCAUGAAUUUGUCCCCCAGUGCCCACCAUAACUCAACAGCAAGAGAAGUUAGACUCCUACCCCUUCAGAUACUACUAAUGAGAAAGCAACCACUCAAAGAUUUGUAACAAAGCUGUAGUGUGCAUAUUGAUGGAAAUGUACAAAUUAAUUUCAUCAGAAUAAUUUUUACCUGCAAUAAAUGUGUCAACUGA
Rhineura floridana is the source of this 5721-nucleotide messenger RNA. RefSeq names its product N-alpha-acetyltransferase 38, NatC auxiliary subunit (gene NAA38). The record is from RefSeq and is a predicted model, not a curated record. Gene Ontology annotation, molecular function: RNA binding. The coding region runs from base 141 to 530 and encodes 129 amino acids. NCBI's taxonomy places the organism in Eukaryota, Metazoa, Chordata, Lepidosauria, Squamata, Rhineuridae. The transcript is spliced from 3 exons. Gene Ontology annotation, cellular component: NatC complex.